Dermatophagoides farinae (American house dust mite) is the source of this 1466-nucleotide messenger RNA. RefSeq names its product pre-mRNA-splicing factor ISY1 homolog. Gene Ontology annotation, biological process: generation of catalytic spliceosome for second transesterification step. NCBI's taxonomy places the organism in Eukaryota, Metazoa, Arthropoda, Arachnida, Sarcoptiformes, Pyroglyphidae. The record is from RefSeq and is a predicted model, not a curated record.
GUUGCACAAACUCAUAUUAUACACGAUAUAUACAGACAAUAUAUAAAUGGGACAAAGUUUCAUUUUCAUUUUAUUAUUAUUUACUUUUUUGGAGCAUGAGCAUCAUUCUCAUUUCAUGGGCAAAAUUCAUUUUUUUUUUUUUUUGAUGACAACAUAAAUUACUGCUGAUGAUGAUGGAUCAAAAUUCAAAUGUAUGAUCUCAUGAUCAUUAUGUUAUGAACAUCAUGAUCGAAACAUUUGUCUCAUAUAAAAAAUGCUUUUUAUCAUCAUCAGAUGAUGAUAAAUUGACAUUUAUUUUGUGUAUAAACGUGAUCAAUCAAUCAAUCAAUCAAUCAGUCGUUCAAUGAAUUGUAGAAAUUUUCUUUUCUAUAUACUCGAAACUUUUAUUCAUAUGAUCAUGCCAUCAAAUAAUUUUGUCGAUUGGAAACUUUUCUCGUACAAUCGUAGGAAUGUUUUGGCAAAAAUUUUGGCGCCAUAGGUGAAAUUGAAAAAAAAUUCUAUUUAAAAUUUGAAUUUUUUUUUUACUUAUUGAGUUCUUUGUGUUUGGAUAUUAUUUGAUUUUUAUCAUUCAAAAAUUUGCCAAAUAAAUCAUGGCUCGAAAUGCCGAGAAAGCAAUGACAACAUUAGCUCGAUGGCGAGCAUCACAACUUGAAGAACAAAAUAAUUCCAAUCAACCAAAACGUGAACGGCGACCAUAUUUUCCAGGUGAUUGUAAUGAUUUAAAUGCAGCACAACGAUGGCGUUUGAAUGUUGUACGUGUGAUCAGCCGAAAAGUGGCACAGAUCCAGAAUGCUGGUCUUGGUGAACAUCGUAUUCGUGAUCUAAAUGACCAGAUCAAUAGGCUGCUAAGAGAGAAAAGGAAUUGGGAACAACGAAUCAAAGAACUUGGUGGUACUGAUUUCAAAUCAACCGAACGUUUCGAUGCUAGUGCACGUGAAAUACCGGGCAAUAAAGGUUACAAAUAUUUUGGCGCUGCUAAAGAUUUACCAGGCGUACGAGAACUGUUGGCACAAGAAACCAUUCAGGUGCCAAAGAAAACGAAAGCCGAAUUGAUGCGAUCAAUCGAUGCUGAUUAUUAUGGUUAUCGUGAUGAAGAUGAUGGUGUUAUUUUGAAAGAAGAAGCACGUGUACAACGUGAAGAACUUUUACGAUUGGCAAAUGAAGAGAAAAAUUCCAAUACAACGACCAUAAAGGAACGCAUUGAAUUAAUCUGCUAUGCUGAUGUUAAUGAUGAUAGCAGACAAAGUGUCGAAGAUGGAAUCGAUUUUGCUGGUCCGAAAAAUUUUAUAUCACACGUUCCAUCCAUACCAACACAAAAAGAGAUUAAUGAAGAAUUAAUCCGAAGGAAAAAACAAGAACUACUUAAAAUGUACGUUUCAGAAGAUAUUCUUGAAUCGGAAAAAGAAUCAAAAAAAAUUCUUGACAUUGAAUAGUACUUGAUGAUUUUUACUUCUACUGGUCCUUAU